AUGGUUACCUCGGCUUCGGCGUCGACCUGUGCUCCAUAUCCAAUUCCUCUGAGGAUUGGCAACAUCUCGUUGCCAAACAACCAGAUAGCGAGAGGCGUUGAGCUAUCAAUCGGAGAACCCCCUCAGAAAGCUGCUUUUCUACCUCUGUGGCCGCUAAACAACACACUGCUGUAUGGCACCAACGGUCACUGCCAGGCCGGCGUCCCGAAUCCAGGCCCUUGGACCGAUGACGGCUGCACCACAUUUAGAGGAGGUGCAUACGAUUUUCUUGCUUCCAAAACGAGGAAGCAGGCUGUUUCUGACGCCUUUGCCGACGACAAGAAUGGUGACGGCUUUAUUGGUAGUCCGGCGUACCCAGAAGUCACCAAGAUUUCCGACGGUCUCCGGCUGACUAGCAACGUCACGCUGGAGGACUUCCCUCUCGAGAUCGCCUUGAACGACUGGGGCUCUCAGGCGUACUUGCCGAUGAUGGGCCUCGGACUAGGUCUCGACUCGACAUUGUUGAAAACCCUCAAGUCGUCCAACCGAAUCUUGUCUCGCUCGUGGGGCUUCUUUUGGGGCAGGAGCACGCCCGGACUCCCGGCGUCGAGGCAACUCGACGGCAGCCUCGUCUUGGGUGGGUAUGAUCGCGCAAAGGUGUCGGGCCAAGGCUUCACGCAGUCGCUCGUCGCCCCGGGCUCGGUGUCUCAGUGCCCGUCGCAGAUGGUCGUCACCAUAUCCGAUAUCGUGCUCAACUUUUCCAACGGCACGAACCGGAGCAUUUUCCCUUCCUCGAGCUCCAGCGCCAUGGCUACGUGCCUCACGCCCAGUCUGCCGGCCCUCAUUCGGCUGCCGCUCGACCCAUACUUUAACAACAUGAUGCAGCUGACAAAGGAGUCGAUCUUCCGGAUGGAUAGGUCUACUGGGAUAUACUUUUGGAACAUGCGUUACAGGGCGGACCAUGUCCCGUACGACGGCGACCUCACCAUCUCCCUCCAGUCAGGCCUUUCCGUCCGCAUUCCGAAUGAGCAGCUCGUCCUCCCACACACUGAGAUUGAUCAGACCACCGGCGAGGUGCUCGUCAACACGACCGGCCCAGAUCUCGUCAUCGACUCUCUGCAAGCCGAAGAGGCCAGCAAGUUUGCCCAUCUAGGUUGGCAGUUCUUCUCGUCGGCGUACCUUAUGGUCAACCAGGACGCAAACCAGUUCACCCUGUGGAAGGCCAACCCCACCGCACUCGAGGACCUAGUCGCGGUGGGUACAGCCGCAGAGGAGAUAAGGACAUGGUGUGCAAAGGAUGCGCAAAGCUCGGGCGGGGGAGGCAAUCAGCCAGAGACAAACGGCAGGGGCUCUGGGCCAAACGUGAGUUCGUCCGGGUCUUUGUCCAAGGGAGCAAUAGCCGGCAUCGCAGUCAGCGUCUUGAUCACCUGUUGCGUUGGUACCGUCCUGGGGGUCUGGUUAUUCAAGCGACGGAAGUCUUCUGGAGUAGAAGCGGAUGUCCAUCCCGCAGAAGAAAAAGGGCAAGCGGUUCCGGCUGACGGCUUGUCCAAUAGUGUAAUGUAUUAUCAGGGGAAGAGCGAGUUGCAGGGCGAAGAUGUCCACUACCAACAUUUGCCAAAUUACGGGAACGAGCCAGGCACCACGGCGAAGUAUGAGUUGCCUGGUUGA
This is a messenger RNA of Thyridium curvatum, 1647 nucleotides long. RefSeq lists its product as uncharacterized. Lineage: Eukaryota; Fungi; Ascomycota; Sordariomycetes; Thyridiales; Thyridiaceae. The record is from RefSeq and is a predicted model, not a curated record. Bases 1 to 1647 code for a protein of 548 amino acids. The transcript has 3 exons.